GUUGUCCAUAGGGCCGUCAACACAGUCCCGCAAUCCUCAAGACCCGACUCAGUGAGCAUGCAUUCUUCUUUCUGGAGGUGAAGGCCAUGCACGGAGGGCUGUCGUUGUAUCGCGGCGGUCGAAUGACGCGGGUGGAGGGUGGAUGCGGAUGUGUCGAUCUGGAUGAACACGGCCUUCGCAGUGAGCCUCGCGUUUGUUAACUGUACUGACCCAUUCUCUUGCACAGAUGGCCCGCAGCAAGGAACUCGUCCCCGGCAUCGGACGGCUUUCCCGACACCAAGUCUUCGAGCGCCGCGGCCUCUACAAGGGCCUUAAAAAGUCGGAGAAGCAGGCAGCACCGGAGGCUGCAACGACCAAGGAGGUCACGGUCGGCGGCGAGAAGAACGGUGAAAAGCGCGUCGUGCCUGCCGCCAAGGCUCCCCGGUUCUACCCAGCGGAGGAUGUCCGUCAGCCGAAGAAAAGUCGCAAGUCGCCGAAGCCCACGAAGCUUCGUUCCUCCAUCACUCCUGGCACAGUCCUCAUUUUGUUGGCGGGUCGCUUCCGGGGAAAGCGAGUGGUGUUCUUGAAGCAAUUGUCGAGCGGAUUGCUGUUGGUGACGGGACCGUAUAAGAUCAACGGUGUCCCCGUUCGCCGAGUGAAUCAGGCGUACGUCAUUGCAACAUCGACUAAGCUCGACCUCGGCGACUUCAAGGCCGAUGAGAAGAUUAACGACGCAUACUUCGCCAAGCCUUCUACCAAGGGCCCCCGUUCAGCAGAAGCCGAGUUCUUCUCUGAGGGUAAGCCUAAGGAGAAGGAGGCUUUCCCGGAGUCGAGGUCAAACGAUCAAAAGGCGGUUGACUCUGCUGUCAUUGCCGCUAUCAAGAAGACCGACAGCAUAAGCAAAUAUCUCAAGGCGAGUUGGGGUCUGUCCAAGGGUCAGUUCCCCCACCAGUUGGUCUUCUGAGGUCGCCUUGUUGGAGGUAGCUAGGUGUGAAUCGCAGGCCGCAGACUUGUCGCAGUCGCAUUCGCUAUGAUUACGAUAUGCCGUGUAGCUUUAUAUGACUUCUUUUCCUCGCUACAGAUCGCGAGGUUACGCCUCGGACAGUCAUCCUACCGGUGUUACGCGAUGUACGUGCAGUACGAGUACUUGCGGAUGCGCAGACGUUGUGCAUCACUCUUCCUUAGUGCAUCCCGUUAGUAGUCCUAGAUUCAUGAGCAUAACAUCCGCUCUGGAAUUAUUUGCUGGGAUUGAUUGCGAGGUUGCGCUUUUUUUGCGGUCAAUGCAAUGCGAUCGAGCUUGCUCAUUGCAGGCAGGAG
Messenger RNA from Laetiporus sulphureus 93-53, 1296 nucleotides. RefSeq lists its product as uncharacterized. The coding region runs from base 227 to 943 and encodes 238 amino acids. NCBI's taxonomy places the organism in Eukaryota, Fungi, Basidiomycota, Agaricomycetes, Polyporales, Laetiporaceae. Gene Ontology annotation, biological process: ribosomal large subunit assembly; cytoplasmic translation. The record is from RefSeq and is a predicted model, not a curated record. Gene Ontology annotation, molecular function: structural constituent of ribosome; RNA binding. The transcript is spliced from 2 exons. Gene Ontology annotation, cellular component: ribosome; cytosolic large ribosomal subunit.